Callorhinchus milii (elephant shark) is the source of this 7025-nucleotide messenger RNA. RefSeq names its product SECIS binding protein 2-like (gene secisbp2l). Gene Ontology annotation, biological process: selenocysteine incorporation. The record is from RefSeq and is a predicted model, not a curated record. Gene Ontology annotation, molecular function: selenocysteine insertion sequence binding; mRNA 3'-UTR binding; ribonucleoprotein complex binding. Gene Ontology annotation, cellular component: ribonucleoprotein complex. The coding region runs from base 78 to 3263 and encodes 1061 amino acids. The transcript is spliced from 18 exons. NCBI's taxonomy places the organism in Eukaryota, Metazoa, Chordata, Chondrichthyes, Chimaeriformes, Callorhinchidae.
CUCUCUCUCACUCUCUACGAAAUAAAUACCUACUACUACUAAUAAUAACCACCACCGCAACAAACAGGGCGACGGGGAUGGAGAAGGACGAGGCCGCGAAGGACAUCCAGCUUUCAGCAGAAGUAGAGCCAUUUAUACCGCAGAAGAAGGGUUCUGAGACGCUUGUCCCAAUGGCUCUCCCUAAUGAUGGAAGUGGUAGCAGUGGUGUUGAUGUUCCUCCCAUCCCUAGCUACUUGAUAACUUGUUAUCCUUUUGUACAAGAAAAUCAAGGUAGUAGGCAACUGCCCAUAUACAACAAUGAUAUUCGGUGGCAGCAGGCAAAUACAAAUUUAGCAGGAGGCCCUUAUCUUGCCUAUCCCAUCUUGCCAACCCCGCAGCCUCCUGUGUCUACCGAGUAUGCUUACUACCAGUUCAUGCCAACGCCAUGUACCCCAAUGAUGGGCUUCUAUUCUCCCUUUCCUGCACCAUACGCUACACCGUUCCAGCCAGGUGGCAUGGUACCUCCGGUGUCUGAGUGCAACGAAAGACCAGUUCCUGCAGGACAAGUCUGCCAAGUUCCAGCUCAGAGAAGCCGAGUGAACCGGGGCUCAGUGCAGAAGCUUGUGAGAGCCGCCAGGCCUCCUGUGCGAAGUGUAGCUAUUCAGAAGGAAAGCAGUGCCUCAGGUCCUGAAAAUAGAUCAAAGAUUGUGUUGCUAGUGGAUGCCAGCCAGCAAACCGACUUUCCUGGAGAUGUGGCUAACAAAUCUCUUUCGGACCGGGUCAGCCCAUUGCUGUGGAAGUCAAAAAUCAGGAGGAGAAGGGCUUCUCACCCAGCAGCAGAGUCUUCAAGUGAGCAAGGAGCGAGCGAAGCUGAUAUUGACAGUGAUAGUGGCUAUUGCAGUCCCAAGCACAGUCACAGUCAGGCCGUACUUGCUACCACAAGGAGUACAGAAUCCAAUAAAGUGGAAGAUUUAACCGGGAUAACAGGAGGCUCAAAUUGGGUAAAUGUAGCUUCCCAGGCACCUCAGAGAAUUGGGAUGGACAAUAUCCAGACAUUUUCCUGUAGUCGAGGUGGCAGACCAACAGAGCAGCGGUAUACACAGGAUGACAGAGAGUUUCCGGAAUUGAUUAUUGGAGCCGGGGCAUCUAAGAGUAAAGCUGUAGGCCACGAUAAUGCUCAGAAUAAAGAAUUCUUCCAUUUCCAUGUUGGGCUAAGUAUAACUCUUCUGCAUGCCAGCCAUAUACUGUUGGCACUCAAUGUAUCCUUCCUGGGAGAUCUUCCAGCAACGUCUCCUAUCAGCAUAGUGCAAACACCUAUUCCCAUAACCACAGCUAUUCCAAAACGUGCUAAAAGUCAGAGGAAAAAAGCGCUGGCUGCAGCGCUUGCUACCGCCCAGGAGUAUUCUGAGAUCAGCAUGGAGCAGAAGAAACUCCAGGAGGCUCUAAGUAAGGCAGCGGGGAGGAAAAGCAAAGCCCCUGUACAGCUGGAUCUGGGCGACAUGUUAGCAGCAUUAGAGAAACAGCAACAAGCAAUGAAAGCAAAACAGCUGACCAACACAAAACCCCUGUCAUAUUGCAUUGGUACACCAGGUCCGUAUUCCAUGAAAGACUCCGGGAAUCUGAAAACAUUCCAGAAAUCUCAGCAGUUCAUUGGAUUCCCCCAUAAUCCCUUGGACUCCACUGCCCCGAGGGUGAAGCGAGGCAAGGAGAAGGAGAUUCCAAAAGCAAAACGUCCCACUGCACUUAAAAAGAUAAUUCUUAAGGAAAGAGAAGAAAAGAAAAAUAGGUUUUCACUUGAGCCAGCAGUUGUCGGUUCAGAGGAUCAGGGCGAUGUACAACUACAUUUUCCAGAGGAGCAGACUAUAAGCCAAGAAGGGGUUUCUCAGGAAGAUAAUGGUUUGAGCGUGCCCAGUGAUGCAUCUAUAUCUCCUGCAAGUCAGAAUUCCCCCUACAGUAUGACGCCAGUUUCACAAGGAUCUCCCGUUAGCUCAGGAGUUGGCAGUCCUAUGGCUUCCUCAACCAUCACAAAAAUCCAUAGCAGACGCUUCAGAGAGUAUUGUAAUCAGGUUCUCAGUAAAGACAUUGAUGAAUGUGUGACGUUGCUAUUACAAGAACUUGUUCGCUUCCAAGAGCGCGUUUACCAGAAAGAUCCCAUCAAAGCCAAAAUGAAGAGAAGACUUGUCAUGGGUCUGCGCGAGGUGACCAAACAUAUGAAAUUGAGGAAGAUCAAAUGUGUAAUCAUCUCUCCAAACUGUGAAAAAAUUCAGUCAAAAGGUGGACUUGACGAAGCUUUGUACAAUGUGAUUGCUAUGGCCCGAGAGCAGGAAAUCCCUUUUGUCUUCGCGCUGGGCCGUAAAGCUCUUGGCCGGUGUGUGAAUAAACUUGUUCCUGUCAGCGUUGUCGGGAUCUUCAACUACAGUGAUGCUGAAAAUCUGUUUAAUAAGUUAGUAUCAUUGACGGAGGAAGCCCGUAAAGCAUACCGUGACAUGGUGACAGCGUUGGAACAGGAACAAGCUGAAGAGGCCUUGAAGCACACCCGGAAGGUACCGCACAUGGGCCACUCACGGAACCCUUCUGCAGCCAGUGCCAUUUCAUUCUGUAGUGUGAUAUCGGAGCCGAUUUCUGAAGUGAAUGAAAAGGAAUACGAAACAAAUUGGCGAAAUAUGGUAGAAGCAACCGAUACCCUUGAGUGUUGUGUGAGCGAGAAAACAUCAAGUGGGACUCCUGUUGCAGAGAAGUGUAAUAGUUUACCAACUGUUCAUACCAGUUGCAACAAACACACUCUGGGAGUUACCACUAGCUCUGCAGUGGUUCAGGGAACCCUUGCCACAAAAUCGUCUGGUUCAGACAAGGAAGAAGGAAAAACCGAUGAUAUUUUGGAGUGGGCCUCCCAACAGAGCACCGAGACGGGAUCACUUGAUGGCAGCUGCAGGGACGUUCUCAAUUCCUCCAUGACCAGCACCACCAGCACUCUCGUACCCGACAUGCUUGAGGAGGAGGAGGAGGAAGAGGAGGAUGAUGAUGACGAGGAUGAUGAAGAGGAAGAUUAUGUCCACGAGCCCGUGUCCAUAGCGGGAACCUUCAGCAGCAGAGUUGACGAUUGGGUAUCGGAGGCCCAGAAAACACUGGAGACGCUGCAGCUUAGCAAAAAUAUUGACAGCACAGAAGAAGACUGCGAUGAGCAAAGCGACACCGAAGAGCUGGAUACAGUUGAACAGAUCGAUCUGACGGCAGAGAGUGAAGAUUCCCAUUGUGCAGAGUCUGAGAGUCAAACCUGUUUGUAGUGACAGACCAGCAUCGCUCACACAGAGCACAAUUUAGGUUUAGGUAGACUCAUGGAAUUAGCAAAAAAAAAAGUUAUUUGUUAGUGAAACAGACCACAUCCAAAUUGUUAUAAGCAUCAUCAAACUUGUGUAAAAUUAUAUUCUAUUUAAAACAGAUAAAUUACCUGGAUACUUUUUUGGGGUAGAUUUUUUUUAAAACAACAAGGAUUUCAGUCAUAGCUACAAGUGUCAAUUAAUUUUAGUGUCAUUGGGAACUUAUCCUUUGACUCUAAUAUUUCCACCUUGUAGUCUGUUUGGAUUUGUCUUUGAAAGUGUUGUUGCUAACGUAUUGUUCUACUGACAUUUCCAUUGAUUUGUUCAAAAAAAACUAUUUUGCACAUUUUCUUUGUAAAGAACAAGGGAUUCGGGUGAAACCUCAAAUGGUAGUUUUACUGCCAGCUAUCAAAAUGUAAAAGUAUUGAUCAGUUGACUACAAAAUAAUUUUGCAUCCAUUUGAGUCUACCUAAACAAAAUUAAAAUGUAAAAAUUACAUCAGUGACCUCAGGAAUGCUUGACGUAUAGGAAACUUAAGUCUGCUGUUUAUAGAUCACCUCAUCUCAAUUUUUCACUGAUUUGUGAUCUAAAUUCUUAGUUUUGGGGGGAACUUGUAUAAUUGGAUGUUAGCAAGUCUUGUCAUCUCAAAAUCUCUUAUUGACCCAGGUUUCUUGGUGUAUUUGUGAAUUCUCAUGUUUUUUUUUCUAGAUGGUUCCUGUAAAUCCUUUAUGAAUCUUUGAAGAAAAUAUAAAUGUUGAUGGAAAAACAGCCAUCAGUUUUUUACAAGAAUGUGGUAUUUUGUAGCAAAAUUUACGCUGAAUGGUUUAAGAAGCUCUGCCUUUAUGAAAUUUAAGCUGCAACAAAGGCUUUAAGCUACUGAUAGUUUAGGGCAUCUAUUCCCUGUUCAAACUUCAUUUUAAAAUCCAGCGGCAUUCAGUUACAUGAAAUAGGUUGGGACAGAAAAAGAUGCAUAUAAGUAGACUUCAUGUAUGAUCGAAUCAACUGUACCAUUGCUCAGCUAUGUAAGGAAUGUAAUUGAAAUCUGAUGUAAACAUUUUGGACAUUACUGAAGUAUUUACUUAUCAGGAACUAUGGAUAUGACUAGACCAUUUGAAAAGUCUUUGAAAUGUUAUGUAUUUUUCUCUUUGUUAUUAUCAAUUUUGGGCUUUAUCCUCAAACGAUGUGUAUAAUUACCAUUAAAUAAGCAAGUGUGUCCUGAUGUGAACAUGAGAUGGGGCUAGAAAAAAUAGCAAUAUCAUUUAACUGAGAUCAGCAAGUAAACAUUCUCCUAAAUGGGGGGCAAUACUGUCUUUGGGUAUAUGUAGCGCAGUUUUACAGACAGGAAUGGAAAUGUUAGGGUUAAUGUAAUUUAUCAGGCUAUGGUUCUUUCAUACUUUGUUGCAUUUCAUAAUUAUGCAGACAGUAUUUUGAGAAACUUUCGCCUUUUGAUCUCUCUCUCUCUCUUUCGCGCACAUACAUCAACCUAGACAUACUUGUAGUGUUAAUUAGACAAACAUGGUAGCUUUAAGCUUUUGAGAGUACUAAUUAGCCUGGUCCCAGGAAAUUUGUACGUAUUGUCUUGGAUUCCAAAUGAAAGAUGGUUUGUCUAGCUCCAGUUGAACUAAAAUACUUUUUUUUUGGUGUGUGUGUGGUGUUUGGGGGAAUUGUCAGAUUUGAUGGGCAUGUUAUUUAGCUGCAGCUCUGCAUAACCCCACCAGAAACUAAAUAUGUAUAAAAUGGCCAUAGCCUGCUUCUAUUGUUCUCUUCCAGUCAUUGGAAUCAGAUCUCCAGCUCUCCUUGGAUAUUUGGCAAGUAAAAUGGAAAUGUGCUAGUUACAAUACUGGGUGUGAAGAAGUUCUGAGUGUGUGUAUUGUUGGCAGUAUUAACCUUCAGGGAUGAGUUUAAAAUCAAUGUAUGCUUGCAGAUUUUCCAAAUUCGUGGUAAAUUGCAGCCGCCUUAUCUGAUGUACGCUUACCCCUGCGGUGUUAGAAAGCACAUCUUGUUCACUGGAAGGAACACUUGAGCAGCAUAUCUAUAUAGCUGUCAUUACUAGUUGCAUCAAAUUGAGGUCCAAUGGAAAACUGGCAAAGCCAAUAAAAGUUGCAUGUCUAAGCUCGCUUUUGCAUUGGCUUAUUAUGGGAGCAGUUUAAACUGACAUGAAGAAUUCUUGUUAGGUAUAUAUUCCAGCCACUCGCUUUGAAGAAGAAAGGAUUUACACAGUGGGAGGAAAAAAAAACCUUGUUGCUUUAUGGAAAUGAUAGAUGAGAAUUACUGGUGUAGAGAAUCUUGUACAGAUGGUGUGCUCUUGCUCUGUGGGAAUGCAUUACUGUGUUAGGUGUAUAUCUGGUUGCACCAGUAGGUGGGGUAGAACUUGAUCUAUAGCAACAUCUGGUGCUGUUGAAACCUGAGAAAUAUUUUUAAUAUUUGUAGAGGAAGUUUCCAGUGUCAUUUUGCUUUUUUUCUAAUGUUAAUUGUAUUUGUAAAUUUAUACAUGACCUAGAAAUAUUGAUGUACAAAAUUGUGGGGGGGAGAAAAGCUUUUGAACAAUCUUUCAGUAUUUAAUUUCUGUUGAUGGGAGAAACUAAAAUACAAAACCGCUUUGCAAAGGGUGUUCUGUAACAUUUUACACCUUUCUAAUCUAAACAGAUAAUUUGAGCACUUCUGCGUUGUACUAAUGUUGAAAAGGGAGGAAGUAUAUUCCAUCGACUAGUGAUUAAGAAAGCUUAGUAACAAAAUAGAGACCAAGUUCAUUCUUGACCACAGUUUUAUACAGUACUAAUGCUAGUAUGAAUAAAAUGGUGUUCUUCCCUAGAUUCACACUGUUUGUGCAUUGAUUGAUGGCCUAGACUUGGAAAACCAAGGAUUGGGAGAUCAUUUUGUCCCGUUUCUGCAGCAAUGCCCAUUCUACCCAGUACAGGAUUUAUUAAAUGUUAUUAAUGUUUGGUGCUCUGCUCAGCAGAGACUGGUGAAAAAAUUAAAUGUUCACAAUAAUUCCUUCAUGGAUGUAACCACACUUACCUAACAAGUCCUGGAAAGCUGUUUUGCUUGUCCUCACUGGAUCUUCGCUUAAGGGUCAGGAAAGAUUAACAUGCAGUGAACUAUUAAUUGCAAUAUCAAUACAAUUGGUAUCUUCAUUUCUUGUUUUGAAAUCUGUUUUGAGUGGAAAUGGGGAAAAUUCAGUUAACACAAAGUGAUUCAGCUUUUACAUGAAGGGUGUGAUGUCUUGUGCUUGAAUGGCAUAUUUGCUUUGUAAUGUACAUAAUGGAGUAAUUCUAGAAAACUGCAUACUUUGCACUAUGUAAAUAUUAGAAAAAAUUCCCUUCUAUAAACUAAUUCUGAAGAUUAUUAUGAAAUGUGUUUUCCUUGCAUUGUGUAAUUCCUUAAUACAAUCCUCAGCUGACGCUCAAAAACAAAAAGAGGUGCUCAAAUCUGUCCGAUUAACCAAACUACAUUGGUUCUCAAUUUGUAUUUAUAUAAAUUUGUUGUGCAUACAGAUAUUUUUUGACAGAAGCUGAAGUAGUUUUACUGUAUGCAGUCCAAAGUUGAUGCAUUAGCAGAAUGGUAAUGGAUGAACACAAUUCUAUAGCAUAUUGUGUAUUUUGCUCUCCUUUUUCUCUUGUAAAUAACAUGUUUGUUGUAAAUAACUUGAUAGCAUUGUAUCUUGAACGUCUGUUAUUUAACAAAAAAUAAAGUAAUCAGCCAAUUCCAACUGUUGUAAUUGCAAGCAAA